Molecule: messenger RNA, 6309 nt
Organism: Fundulus heteroclitus (mummichog)
Lineage: Eukaryota; Metazoa; Chordata; Actinopteri; Cyprinodontiformes; Fundulidae
Product: stereocilin
Biological process (GO): cell-matrix adhesion
Cellular component (GO): stereocilium tip; cell surface; kinocilium
Source: RefSeq, a predicted model, not a curated record
GAGCGCACCUGACACGUCUAACAUACCAGAGCAGUGGUGGUCACUGGUGGGAGGGGUGCCAGCGAGAGAGUGAAAGGUAGAGAAAGUCAGAGCGAUAGUGAAAUAGAGACCCACUCAGGAGGAGGGCAGCGCGCCGUGUCAUGGGGACAAGUUCAAGAUGCCUGAACGCACUUAAAGAAAGAGACGGAUUAUAACUGAUCGAAUGAGCAUUAGGUAUUCAGAUUUGUGCGCAGAGUUGUGGACAGUCACCCCAGAUCGCAGUUUGUAUAAUUUAAUCACACUAUGGAUACCUGGAAGCCUGCGGUGUAACAGGGAAAAACAACAACCUUAAACGGAAAAUGUGACAGCAGUUCUUGUAUGAGAUGACGAGAUGACGAUGGUGAAGAAAGGGUCGGGAAUGGCCGCGGUUAAAUUCACAAGCGUCGUGGUUUGUGUUGUCCUGCUUGGACAGGGGACCCCCGAGAGGACAGGAGGCGAUAAAGUGGACCACAGAGACGAUCUCCUGAAGGAGAUCAUCUCGAAAUGGAGCAAGGAAGCUGGUGUGAGACCCCCACCUGCAGCAAAUAAGGACCAGUCUUUACCCUCUUGGGUCAGAGGGAUCAUGGGGGGCUUUAAAACCCUUUUCCCACGCAACAACCUGCCGCCAUUAAACAAGCCAAUAGACAGACACCGUCUCUCCGGAUUCCUCUACAACAUUUCUCUCUACCUGCAAGAGAUGGGCGCAGAGCUGGAGGACAUGCCCGCAGAAGAAGACGAGGAGCAGCUCUGGGAGAAGGUGCUGCAUUUCUUCCUCCAGUCCGAAGGCAACGCCGCGCUGAACCAGUGGAACGGCCGUGUGCCCCCCAGACCCAGCUUUAAAGUGCAGGACUGGUUUCUGUCCCUGAGAGGAAGCCCGCACUGGGACUGGCUGCUGGGCCUCCUGCAGAGUCUCAUCACCCUGUCAGAGCGCCAGCCCUACAGGCCGAUCCUGACGUUCUUGUCUCAGAACUGGAGGACGGUGAGCGCUGUGCUGGAGGCUACGCUCCAGGCUCUGAUCAGUGGCACGUACGGCCAGGCCAGCGCAGGUCUGCAGGGCUUCAUCUGUGCUCUGAAGGGUCGUAGCGAUUGCACCUUUAGCGUUAGCUGGCUUCAGCAGCUGCUGCAAUUCCUGGAGACGCGCAGCUGGAAGCCUGUGGUCAGUUUGCACCCAGCAGGGGAACGAGCAGGACCCGGCAAGGGCCCGAGUGCGUUUGGACGAUUCAAGCCCUUCAGCCUGCCCCCCGAGGCCCUCAGGCAGGAGGGGUUUUCAGCAAACGCAUCUGCAGAAAACAUGUGGUCAUCCACAGAGGAUGAGCCCGACUCCAUGCAAAGCUUCCUGCUGCAGGCUUUGUCUCGCUCCAGCGGGGGAGAUCGAGGCGGCCAGCAGGCUCAGAAAAACCUCGCUCUCGUGCAGAGUUUGGACGGGUUGAGGCGAGGCCUGCUGCACAGGGUGGGCAGCUCCGUCUACAGUAACCUGAGACAGAAAGCGUCACGAGUUACCAUGGCUUUGCUGGACGACGUGAGCAGCCUGGUGGAAGUGCCACAACCCAACUUCCAGGGCCGCUGCUCCGUCGGCAAUUUAAGGCAGCUGAUCUUGUGGGGGAUACGACACAACGUGAUGUGGAACGCUCAGGCUUUGGGCGCCAGUUCUCAGGGCCUCCCAAGCUCACUGCCAUUUCUGUCCUGCCCCUCCACCCAGGCAGAUGAAUUACAGUCACGUCCACCACCAGCUCAGUCCUCUUCAAAAAACGCUACCUCUUCACAGAGAUCCUUCAAACAGAAACAAACUCCUGAACCCUCGGCUGCAGCUCCCAGACAGUUCACAGGGAGCCACAGCAGGCAGAGAGAGAUGGAGUUCUUCACCUCCACAGAAAUCCUGGAGGCAGCGUGUAAUGAGUCCAUCCCAGGCUUGACGGGCGUCUCUAACUUCACUGUAUUCCUCUACUGCAAGCUGUUUGAAGGGGAGAACGGGUCGGGUAAUCCUGCUGGGACUCAUUUAGGGCUGGACCUGCACGCUACCUGCUCGGAUGCGGCCUGGUACCUGUCCGCUGCCGAGGAGGACUUCUUCUGGGUCCAUGUCUGCACCGAGUUCUUUGCCCACGAGUUCAAUAACACGGUGUGUGCCAACUCGUCUUUCUGGCUGCAGAGAGCACAGCAGGCUGCAGCGUCGCCGGACUAUCACUUCUUCCACCAGACAAGCAUCGAUGACCUUUGUGUGCAGCUGUCGGGAGACGCCGCCGUGACUCCAGAAAUCAGCGACAACUGCCUGGCUCAGCUGGGCAGCAGGGCGCUCAACGCCGAAGCUUUCAGGAACUGCUUCCUCCCCAACAACUCGGUCCUGAUCUCAGCUCUGUGUGGCAGGGGCUCCUCCGCUUCCCAGGACUCCCUGCCACAAGGCAGCUGGGCUGCAGCGUACUGCUCCAAGAUAGACACCCUGGCCCCCGAUGACGCCUACAGGGAGCCGUGUCUGUAUAGUGAAUGGACUGUGGAAAGCUUUACCAACGUCACCCUGCUGGAGUUCUGCGGACAGACUCCGGGACUGAGGGAGCACAUGUGCUUGAACGCCACGGUCUACCAGCAGCUGGCAGGCCUGAUGCCGCAGUUUGGAGACGUCUGCGCAGAGCUGCACGCGCAGCAGGAGAGCAAGAAGUGCCUCCUGCAGAGGAUUUUCGACAUGCUUCCAGCACGGUAUGAGUUCGACACCUCCCAGCUGUGCAUGGAGCCCGCGCCCAUGCUCAUCGACCUCGUGCACAAGCUGAGCGUGUGUGAGAUGGACGUCGGCGAGCGAGAGGGGUUCCUGGUGGCGCUGGGGUACGUGCUGCGCGUCUUGGACUUUGUGGUGGGCCUCUCCUCGGGGCUGGACGAAGGGGAGCGAGAGGCGAGGCAGGGUCUGGGCCAGGCCAUCCUCCUGUCCAGUCUUCUGGACAACACGUCCUGGGCCACCCUGCGGCCGGAGGCCUCCACCAGCGUGCUGCAGACGGUGGGAAUCUUCCUGCGCAGGGAGCAGAACGCCACCGUGAAGGAGGACCUGCUGAGCUGCUUCAGUCCCGUCCUCUGGGACCUCAUCCAGCAGAACGGAAACUCCUCGGCUCUCAGGGUUCUGAUGCAGGAGUAUCUCCAGAUGCCAAAAGACAGCAUUCGCUCUCUGGUGAUGUCUGCAGAGAAGGAGGCAGUGAAGAGAUUUAUCUCGCACAUGCAUCAAAGCUGGGACCAGCUUCAGGUUGAAACCAGCCAGGCCUCUCAGCAGGAGUUGCAGGCCAUGGAGACAAUGACUUCUGCUUUCAUCCACAAGUUCCCCAGAGUGACCCCCGAGCUCUUCGUGGACCUCUCUCAGUUCAUCCCCUUCAUGUCCGUCUCCGACAUAAUGAACUUCCCAGCCUCCUUGAUCGUCAACGACAGCGUGCUGACGGCCAUCCGUGACCACAGCGCCGAGAUGAAGUCGCCGCAGAAGAAGGCUUUUAUGAAGCGGAUGCUGCAGUCGAACGCGGUGGGCGACGUGCCCACGUGGCCUCCGUACUUCCUCAGCUCCAUCCUCCCGCUCCUGCCUUACCUCCCGGUCCGUCAUUUUCAGCAGCUGACGUCACAGCAGCUCUCUCCUCUGGUGGAGUUGAUGGGCAACAUCAGCCUGGAUGGUGUGAGGGGCCGCCAUGUGCUACGGACCCUUUUUAAUAAGAGAAAGAACCUGACUGGCGAUGAGCUGCUGAGAUUAGGAGUUCUUGUGUGCUACCUGGAUCCAGCAGAAUUGGGUUUAUAUCUCCAGGACCCAGCUGUGUCCUCUGCCCUCUGGCAGCAGCUGUCUCGGUGCGUUUCCAUGGGGCUCAUAAGUGCCAGCGGCAGGCUCUCGUCCUGGUUGAUCCCAGCAGCAUCAACCAGGCUGAACACUAGCAGCGUGACUUCUUCUGAGCUGUCUGCACUCAGCGCUUUGCUUCCCCAGCUAGGAGCCUCCAUCCUGCUGUCACUCCCCUCACAACGUCUGCUGGAAAUCCUGUCACAGCCAGGUUUCCACACAUAUCCACCAGCACAGGCGUUUCGGAUUUUAUCCAAGAUCACAAAGGACGGCAACCUUACUGUGGAAAACCUGUGCAGCCUGAAGCCGUUACUCUCUGGCCUCUUCCCCGCUGCGCUCAGAGCCAUCCGGUGGUCGGGUUUCAGCGAGGAGGACCGCUGUCCGUGCUGGAGAGCGCUGCAAGCGGAUCUGAAGCCUGGACACAGAGCCAUGUUAUUCAAUGCAAUGCAGGAGGCUCUCCGCAGAGACUCGAGCAACUUCACGCAGCAGGCAAACUGUCUGUUUCUCUUUGUCCCUCUGAGAAAGCUGAUGCAAGCCACGAGCGGCGAAGCCAUUUGGCGAGGCACCAGCGCAUACAGGGACGUACAGUGGUCUCCACAGCAGGCUCAGUUUCUGUUCAGACAGAUCCACGAAAUCAAAAAUAUCUCCAUCAAGACGGUGAAGGAUCUGGGCCACAUUGCCGCUGGAAUGAGUUGUGACUUUCUGAGGCGCUGGAUCAACCACACAGAUUUCACUGAGUUGCUUCAGUUUGUGAGUGAACUGCCUGGAGGUCCCACACCGGCUCUGCGGCGAUGCAUUGUGGAUGAACUGCGGAGACAACCUGAACUUGAGCUCGGUUCUUUGGGUUCUGGGUUUGCAGCAACGUUACCAGUGACAAUGGUGGAGAACCUGUCUAAUGCGUCUGUCAGAGCCGUCCUGAGGCACAUUCAGCUUCACUUUCCCGAUUUCCUGAGACUGCCUCAUUAUAAACAGACAAAUCUGGCCGAGAAGGCCUUAUCUGAGCUGGGCCCUUCUCUGGGCGAGGGGAAGAUUGAUGGCACCCUUCUGGAUCUCCUGGGGCCCCUGGUGCCUUUCUUGGACCGAGACAGUUUGGGUCUGGUGGACAGAGGAGCGCUGGCUCUGCGGCUGGAAGAGAUGAGGAGUUUCUGCCUUCCCAAAGAGGCGCUCCGAGACAUUAGUGACCUUCUGACUCAGAGAGACCUGCUUGGAGAUCCGUCCAAAUGGCAGGUUGGGGAUGUUGAGCAUCUGGGCAGGUUGGUGUUUGCUCUCUCAACAAAGCAGAUCAACUCCAUCCCCCUGACGGUGUUAAAUAAGACAACGGUGGAGCAGGUUCUGGUGGGUCAGAAGCGCUGGGAGGAGAGUCUGGUUGGUGGGAUCUGUGCUCGUCAGUGUGUGGACCACCAGUACCACAGGAAGCAGACCUGGAGUCUAAUACGAGGAAUUGUCAAACCACGGAGCAGGAGGGCAAAAGUGCCAGUUCCCAGCUGUGCGGACAUCAGAGGAACGUUCCCGUCUGCUUGGAGCCCCACCCAGCUCCGCCGGAUGUCCGUAGAGGACCUGAAGGAGUGUGUGGAGGUCUUUGGUCAGGACCAAUCUCUGAGCUCUGAGCAGCGACGCUCGUUAUGGGUGAAACUCAGGCAGUCCUUCAGUCCGGUGAGGGAGCUGAGAGCGGAUCAGGUGCUAGCUCUGGGAUCAGUGGUGACAGAGAUGGGAGACAGAGAGCUGCAGGACGCCAUUCCCGCUGAUCUGGGCGUGCUGGCACAUCUGGGCACACUGGGGAGCUGGACUCCUCGAAAGAUGAGAGCGGUGGUUUUAAGUGUGAUGCGGAAAAGAGGACUGAAAGCGGAGCAGUUAACAGUUGUUGAUUUGGCGACGCUUGGCCAUCUGAUCUGCGGUCUUCAGCCGUCGGAGAUCAAACGCCUGAGCCCAUACAACCUCAGCCUGGCUGUCCUGUUCCUGCGGGAAAUGUCCCUGCCCUGCACGGAGCAGCAGAUGGAGGCUCUCACUAACUGCUUGGCCAGAGCGGAGGCCUUUGGUCCGGUCAGUGAGUGGGGGCCGGAGGUUUUCACUGAAAUUGGGACACUUGCAGCGGGCCUGCCUGAUCUAGUGCUGUCAGCUCUGCUGCAAGAACAAAUGGAGGGAAUCACCCCGGAAGCUGUGGCGCUGAUAUCUCCCAAAAAGAUGGCAGUGGUGUUCAGUGCGGUGCGGUUGUCGUGGCUGAGUGCGGAGCAGGCGUGGGCCGUGACAGAGGAGCAGUGGGCAGAGCUGGACGCAGACCAGAGGCAUGCUGUCGGACUGGCUCGGUAUGAGGGAGACGUCCUCAUGGAGCUCAGAGGACGAAACUCUGCUCCAUCAGCUGUGAACACGGACAGCUCGGCUUUAUGCUCACUGGCUCUGUGGCUUUUGUUACAGCAGCUAAUUUAAAACAAUGGAAUAAAAUUGGUAUUAUGACAUUGACUUGUGCUGGUAUCGUAUUUGUACUGCAAAUAAAUAUUUUAAACUAC